Pangasianodon hypophthalmus (striped catfish) is the source of this 8309-nucleotide messenger RNA. RefSeq names its product StAR-related lipid transfer (START) domain containing 13b (gene stard13b). Gene Ontology annotation, biological process: actin cytoskeleton organization; regulation of Rho protein signal transduction; signal transduction. The transcript has 14 exons. The coding region runs from base 3120 to 6023 and encodes 967 amino acids. The record is from RefSeq and is a predicted model, not a curated record. Gene Ontology annotation, molecular function: GTPase activator activity; lipid binding; protein binding. NCBI's taxonomy places the organism in Eukaryota, Metazoa, Chordata, Actinopteri, Siluriformes, Pangasiidae.
ACCGCUUCAACUUGUUUUAUUUGAUAUCAUUGUUGAAAUAUCUGCAUGCUCGGAGGAGGAAUUAUCUGCACAUACUUCUCUGAAAGAAAAGCAGAGCGUGAAAUAUGGCUCUUGGCUCUACCUGAGACUGGCGCAUAUUUUUAAGUCUUACAAUCCAUCAGACUAUUGGCAGAUGAAUUGUGUCAUUGAGUGAUGUGUUGUGUUAGCUGAACAUCAGGAAAUGUGUUGUGUUAGCUGAACAACACACUCAGCAUGCUUAUGCAUUAUCUAAGCAGUGCUAAGGAGCGAGCUUUAGGCCAGUCCAGUCUGUGAGGAGUGUCAGUUAGACUAUAGAUGAAAAAACUGAAUGAUUUUCAUUGCUUUGUUCAGUCUAAUUAGGGACGGAUAUAGAGUACAUCUUUCCAGGAUGUACUGGAAGGACUCCUUCCAGUUAAAAAACAUAUAUAUAUAUAUCCACAAAUGUGAUCACAGCACUACUGAAGCCCUGAACCGUAAGUUGUGGCAAAAAGGUGUUGUCAUUAUUAUUAAUCAUUAUUAAUAUCCCAUUAUUCUGACUUACUAACUCUUCACUUCAAGAUAUUGUCAUUAUUUUGACUUAAUAUUUCAUUGUUUUGACAUAAUAACUUGAUAUAUUGAGCUAAAAUUUCGUUAUUUUUACAUAUUAUCUGAUAAUUUUAACUUGUUUUGUAAUUUAAUAAUUAUAGCUUGCUUAAUUUCAAGAUGCUGUCCUUUUUUUGACUUAAUAUUGCAUUGUUUUGACUAUGUUUUAAACCCUACGUUGAUUUAGUGAAAUUCAAUUGACACACAUAUACAGGACGUCUAAUGAUUGCUAUUUCAUGUCAAUACAUUCAGGUAUGAUAUGUCAAAUCCAGAAGGUCAAAAUGGCCGUUACAACUAUUAUGGAAUUUUGUGAAUCUGUGUUAGGAGUCAAAAUAAUAUAUUGAAAUAUUAAAAGAGCAUAUCCUCACAGCACCUUUUUACUGAUUCAGGGCUUCUGUACUGUACAGCACAGAUCUAUCUUAUUAAUGUAAUUAUGAGCAUAGCUAUUCAUAUAUUCAUAAGGCACAUUAGACAGAUAUGCACUAUUGCUUUUAUUUAUUGCAGCUAUUAGAGGUUUCCACUCACAGAACCCAAUCCAGUUAUAUUUUAUUAAAUGAAAUGUAUAAUAUCAACAGCACUUUUACUAAUUUUACUAAAACUAACACUUUUUUAAAAUUGAUAUUUAUAGGUUAUUGUGUUUUAUAUUUAAUGCAACCAGUUCAAUUAACCAGUCAAUUUGGUUCACACUUAUAACAGCUAUGACUUUGAUAGUGGUUGAAUGGGAGCUAAACCAAUUACCAUGGCCAAUGGAUAAUAAAAUUUAUCAGCACUGAUUAGGAUUUAAUAGGAUAUCUAAUACACCACACCAGUAUGCUGAUGCUCUUUCUGUGGCUAUUCUUUUUUACUCUAAUAUUAAUAGUUAAAAUGUCUUCCUUUUGUUGUUUUAAAACCCAGUUUUCUCCUGAACUAGUCAAUCAUUCAUCUUCAGUAAGCGCUUUGUCCUGGUCAGGGUUGGGGUGGAUCCGGAGCCUAUUCCGGUAACACUGGGAUUCAACCUGGAUAGGACACCAGGUCAUCGCAUUUCUCCUAAUUUAGUCAUAGACAGUUCUCACAGGGAUUACUGUGGUAUGUGGAUUCAGACUUGCCAUGAAGUCUUCCGAUGACACUGUGGUGAAUUGCUUAUACUACGGCACCACUUGAGAUCUUUUUGCUACUUUAAUCAUAAAACAAGUACAGCUAAAAGUUGGGCAAUGGACAUGCAUCUAUUAUUUUUCACUACAGUUUUUUGUUCCACUGAAUGUAUUGCCUGAAAGGCACACCUGAUUGCUCUUCAUGGUCAGCGUGGCAGUGGAUCCAGAGUGUAUGCGGGCAACACUGGACACAAAGCAGGAAUUGAAUUGGACACUAGUCUUUCACAGAGCACCAUGCACACACAUAUUCACACCUUGGGGGCAUUUUAGCGUAGUCAAUCCACCUACUCAUAUGUUUUUGGGAGAUGCGAGGAAACCAGAAACUCAGAGGAAACCCACAUGGACACAGGGAGAACACGCAAUACUCCACACAGACCGAAACCUGAGCUUAGGAUUGAACUGGGGAUCCUGGAGUUGUGAGGUGCCAGUGUGACCCCCUGCACCACCGUGCCGCCUCUGACACAAUCGUGACCCCUAAUUAUUGCACAUAUUUCUCUUCCCUUAGACAUCACAACAAGAGGGGGAGUGUGAAUGCAGGAUGUCAUGGUAUAUGGUUACAGAAAGUAGUACAUCCCCAAAUCCCCAGCUCAGGUUUAACUGCCAAUUACUCUCACGAUUACUUGAGACAGCACUGCUAGUCUGAUAGAAAAGAGGCUGAUCUCUGCAUCUGCGUUUAGAAAGACUAAUGGACGGUGAUAUGUUAGCUCUAGGUGGUGACCUGGCAGGCGUCCGGCUGAGUGUAGGUCACAGUUCAUUUGCGCUCAAGGACGUCGUUCUGCCAAUAUUUGCUGAGCGGAAACAUUCUGGUGUUGGUUCAAAUAAACAUUUCCUCAUGUGAAGGUUAAAAGAAACCAUCCCUCAACUUUCAGAGAAAGAACACUGAUUUAUUGGCUUAUACCCUGCAAAGAGGUUCAUACUAUCUAAACAAGCAUGUAUCUGAUGACGGAGUCUUCCCCAGUUUAUUGAUGGUUCUUUUGGAAGCGGUGGGACAACAAGCUUUGGAUUGAGGAUGAUCAUUUUACAGAGGUUAUUGUGUCAAUGUAGGGGAGAUGGAUGGGAUCUCAGGCAUCCAUUCAAGUGCUGGCAUCCACCCUGAAAUAAUCUUCUGUGUCUUUUAAUUUGCCCAAAAAGGAAACUUUAAAGGAGAGGGUCGGCUGUGGUUGUGGUUUGAGUGAUGCUGAAAGAGGUGCAUGUCCUUGAGAGGAGAUCGAAGCAAAGGAAGCUUGUGAAUGGCUCCGAGCUGCAGGUUUCCCGCAGUAUGCGCAGCUUUUCGAAGAUUCACAGUUUCCCAUCGACAUCACUCCUGUAAAGAAAGAUCAUGACUUCUUGGAUAAAGACCUUGUGGAGCCUUUAUGCCGGCGACUCAACACGUUAAACAAGUGUGCCUCUAUGAAACUGGACGUGAAUCUUCCCAAUAAGAAGAGUGAGGACUCAGACUCUGAUGACCUGUUUGCCAUUAGUGACAAAUGGACAUUUGAAUGGAGCAGUCGGCGCUGGUCCCGUCUCCUUGAUGAGGCGGGGCCCCGGGAGCCAGGGGAAGAGUCAGUUCUCCGGGCCACACCCAGCAGUGAGAGUGUACUGACAGACCUGAGCGAGCCUGACGUCUCAUCCUUGCACAGCGAAAGCAGCAGUGGAAGCACAGGAGUCCGAGCUCACAGUGCAGACGACUCGGACAGCUCGCGCCGUGCCAUGCCCAAGCUAGGGAUUGCCCAUCAUUCCUCAGAUCAUCCUUGCUACUCCUCACUUCCUGUCAAACAUGGCAAGCUGGGCCGGACGCGGGCCAAGGACUUCCUGCGACGCAUGGAGACUCUGCGGUCGCGUGAGGCAGCAGAAAAUGGGCACAGGACAUUGGUAAUCAGCGCUCCCAUUCUUCAGCAUGAACCUCAAGCCUUGAAGGAUCUCCAGUGUGUGGAGAUUAAUGGCCAUGGUGUCUUGAGUUCACACUCGAGCAGUGAAGGUAGCAGCAGCCAAUCCAGUGGCAGCACUGUCAGCACUCCAAGCCUGAAGGAACGCAAAGCUCACCGUGCUGAGCACAAGCGCAGUGGCAUGUACCUGGAUGACCUGGAUGUCUUCUCCGGAAUUGUCCAGGGUAAACGCAAUGAGUUCCGCUCGUACGAAGACCUGGUAGUGCACAUCCCGAAAGACCACAAGCCUGGAACCUUCCCGAAAGCUCUUUCCAUUGAGAGUCUCUCACCCACAGCUGCACCUCUCAGCAGGGUUCCUGAAGUCCAGCGUAAGCCCAGCAUGAAAGAACAGAGACCUAUUACACAGUGCUGCUCACGUGGCAGCCGCAUCAGCAUCUACGACAACGUGCCCGGCUCACACCUCUACGCCAGCACCGGGGACCUCAUCGAUUUGGAAAAAGAGGACCUGUUCCCACACUUGGAUGAUAUCCUACAGCAUGUGAAUGGCCUGCAGCAGAUUGUGGAUCACUGGUCCAAGAACGUUCUGCCUACAGGAGAGAGUGUGGAAAAGGGCAAGGUGGAGCAGGAUGGGAAAGGUCAAGGGAACAUGCAGUCCUCAAGUCACAUCACGCUGGAUUUGGAGGGUCACUCAGUGCUGGAGGGGCAGGUUACCCCCAGUGAUGGGGACAGGGAUGGUGUUUCACUUAAUGAAACUGAAUCUACAGGAAUAAGAGAGAGGAGAGACUCUGGGGUUGGGGCUUCGCUCACCAGGCCAAAUCGUUUGCGAUGGCCGAGUUUCCAGAUCUCCAACCGCCUCAGCCAUUCAGUGGCUUCCCUACAGAUCACCAACCAAUCAGCAGGACAGCUCAGCCUGCUUCAGAAGUUCUCUCUGCUGCGCCUCACUGCCAUCAUGGAGAAGUAUUCCAUGUCUAACAAGCAUGGCUGGACCUGGUCAGUGCCAAAGUUCAUGAAGAGGAUGAAGGUUCCUGACUAUAAGGAUAAGAACGUGUUUGGUGUUCCUCUCAUCGUGCACGUCCAGCGUUUCGGUCAGCCUCUACCUCUGGGCCUCCAGCAGGCUCUCCGCUACCUCAGGAGCCAGUGUCUCGACCAGGUGGGUCUCUUCCGCAAGUCCGGAGUGAAAUCUCGGAUCCAGGCUCUCAGGCAGAUGAACGAGAGCUCUCCGGAGGAUGUGAAUUAUGAGGACCAGUCCGCCUAUGAUGUGGCCGACAUGGUCAAGCAGUUCUUCAGAGAUCUUCCCGAGCCGCUCCUCACCAGCAAACUGGGAGAAACCUUUCUCCAUAUUUACCAGUACGUGCCUAAGGAACAGCGGUUGCAGGCGGUCCAGGCAGCCAUCAUGCUGAUGUCCGAUGAGAACAGAGAAGUCCUGCAAACCUUACUGUGCUUCCUCAGUGAUGUCACUUCCUCUGUCCAGGAGAAUCAGAUGACACCCAUGAAUAUCGCCGUGUGUUUAGCGCCCUCCCUUUUUCACCUCAAUAUCCUGAAGAAAGAAAACCUCUCUCCAAGAACAAUGCAGAAGAAAUACGCCACUGGAAGACCUGACCAAAAGGACCUGAACGAGAACCUGGCUGCCACUCAGGGCUUGGCGCAUAUGAUCACAGAGUGUAACCGGCUAUUUGAGAUUCCCCAUGAAAUGGUGACGCAGUCGCGGAACUCGUACGUGGAGGCUGACCUGCAGGCCCCAACGCUGGAGGACUUGUGUAAGCAGCAGCAGCAUGAGGAAGAGGAGGACGACGAAGGUUCCUGGCCUGUGCACUUAGAUUCCCGACUUCAAGUCCUGCUCAAGGAGGCGCGAGACAAAGCCAAGGGCUGGGUGUCCUGCCAAAGCUCCGAUAACACUGAGCUCGCGUACAAGAAGGUAGGUGAUGGGAACCCGUUGCGGCGCUGGCGUGUGUCAGUGGAGGUGGAAGCUCCUCCGUCUGUGGUGUUGAACCGCGUACUGCGAGAGCGCCACCUGUGGGAUGUGGAUCUGCUGCAGUGGAGAGUGUGUGAAGUGCUGGACAAGCAGACUGAGAUCUUCCAAUACGUCCUGAACCGCAUGCCCCCGCACCCCAGCAGGGACUUUGUAGUGCUCAGGUCGUGGAGGACAGAUUUACCUCGGGGCGCAUGCUCCCUCGUGUCCGUCUCCAUCGAGCAUGACGAGUGUCCUCUCGUAGGCGGCGUGAGGGGAGUCGUGCUCGAGUCUGGCUACCUGCUGGAGCCCUGUGGCUCGGGCAAGUCACGGCUCACACACAUCUGCAGAGUGGACCUCAAAGGCAGAACUCCAGAAUGGUACAACAAAGCGUUUGGUCACCUGUGUGCCGCUGAAGCCGCCCGUAUUCGCAACUCCUUCCAGCCCAUCCAUGCAGAUGGACCAGAGACUAAAAUCUGAGUCCCAUGAUGCCUUUCUGCAUGAACGGACAUCUCUGCCAGGGACACCCAGGACCCGGGACACCCUUCAGCCAAUGCUGUGACUCUUAAAGAUGCCCAAAGUAAAAAAAAAAAAAAAAAAAAAAUCAGCAUCCUGCCAGUGUACCUUAGCUUUCAUGUUGUUUGUCCAUUUGUAAUAUUGUAUUAUUUGUAAUUAUCAUUAUUCAUAUUAUAAUUAAUUCUAUUGGUACAUAUUUGCUGUGCACAUAAUCUUAUACAAUGUAUACAACAUCUAAGCUCUUAAAUGCUUCUGGGAAGCAUGUACUUUUUUUUUUAAAUUCAAAGCUAUAUUUGAUCACAUGCUGCACAAUCGCAUGUGUAUUCUUGUAUUCUGUGUCAGUGUAUAUGUGUUUGCGUGUGUGUGUGUGUGUUCACGUGUAUACAGAUAUGUGACCUGUACAGAGCGUGUUUUAUCAAAUGGUUCGUGUAGUCCAAGCAUUUGGCCGUUAUAUCUCUUGAUAUCUCAUUUGCACUGAUAUCAGCGUGAUUUAUAUGGUACAAAAUGUUACUCAGAUGUAAGCUGGUUUUACUUUGCCUUUUCCUUGUUGAUCAUUCAGUGUUUGUCUGAGAAAUGGGUGUUAUUUUAUUGUAUUUUAUUUUAACUUUGUAAAAAUGAAAAAAAAAAUAUAUGACUUGGGUUUGACUUUCUCAAACCUGCUCUUGUAGUACUGGAUUACGUAGAGGACAAGUCAGAGACGAUGUCUUUUUAAUAAACUAUACAUAAAUUAAUUAUAAAUAGCUGGUUUUGUGGGUUUUUUGGCAUCUUUCAGCUGUCCUGUAUUUCUCCCCUUAAAGUUUUUCCUGAUAAAUUCUAUAGAUUCUAUUCUAGUUGGUGACUUACUUUGAAAAUUUACAUCUACUGUAUAUUCACAGAGCGAAAGGUCUCCAUAUUCAGAGUCGGGUUACACACGUGUUUAAGCCGAUUUUUUGGGUUUCAGAUUCAGAUUAUUACAGUCAUCUCCAUGUUGGUCAUGCCUCUGUGGUUGCCAGAUUUUUCUUGAAUAGAGGCAUCCAAGUUAUUAUUUUUUUUUUUUAAAACAUAGCAUCUAAACCACCAACUUUAACCCUUUUUAGCAGUACACUGUCAUUCUAUUCCACCAGCAGAAUGGAAAUCAUCUUAUCAGAUGAUUAUUGCCAUAAGUCUGUCAUAAGAUUAGUCAGGACACUGUUGGGUUUCUGUGUGUAGAGUAUCGUGACUCUGUGUUUAUCUGCUGGUGAGCAGGGUGAUGGGAAAUAGGAAGGGUGUGAGCCUCCUGCUGGGCAAACAAUUCACAUCUCUCCACAAUAACACUGGUACAACUAAAGCUUCUUUCACAGUAAAACACUGUAUACAACUGGCACAACACAAAUUAUAAAAUUUAAACCUAAUAAAAAAAAAUACUCAUGAAAAAAUGCUAAUUCUUAAAGCUCAGAGUGUUUAAUUUCAUAUUAACGAUUACCCAGUACUUUGGAGUGUGACAUCACAAAUAAAUUCAAUGCUGAACAUGGGCACCUGCAAAACAGGCGGAAACUCCAUUUUGGCCUCUGGUAAGAAGAGUUAAAUACAAGCGCUCACCUUGAAGCCAGAAAAACAUGACAGUUUUUCUGGAAAAUGCAGGCUGAAGAAAUAGACUGUGUUUCCUCUCUUUUCUGCCAAAUUCAGUAUGAGCUAACAUAAGAGUAAGAGACAACUGAAGGAAAAACAAACAAAACGUAGGCUUGUUUUAUCCAUAUAAAAUUCAUCCCUUGAGAUUAAGAUGCUGUCUUCUCUGAUCUCCUCUGUGUGAAAAAAAAAUCUUUCUGUGGAUUUGGAUGAUACAAUGGAUGAUAAAAUUAAUUUGGUAGUAGUGACGUAUUAAUAGACUCAGUGUUGGCAUCAAAUGACAUUCUGUAGUUAUUUUAUAGUGUGUUUACAGCCCAAAACAUAUAGAUUUCAGUGUGACAUAUUAUGGUUAGGUCAAGCUGUCAGACACUGGUGCUGGACUUAACUGCUCACUUGAGCUGAUAUUGCGAAAAACAGUUAAGUUCAAGGACAGAGUUGUGUGUAAGUGAGACGCGUCUCUGUUUUACUUCAACUGCACCAAGCGUAUGCAAAUCUUUGCAGCUCUCUGAAUGGCUCUUAUGUCUAUAGUUAUACCUGAGGCGUGAAUAUCAAUGUGUGCAAUUUCACUAUUAAAUCUUCAUUGCAUGCAUUUAACUAACUCUACAGCCUUAUGUCUCCACAAGGCACUUUUUUUUUGGAAUCUAGUUAAUUUUAUAUUUUUAUCUC